AUGUGUUUUUAUACAUCAUUUUCAAAGGUGUCGUCAAAAGAGACGAAUGCCUCAACAACAGCUUCAACAGAAGAAUUUAAAAACUUCCGGAAGUCCUUAAAUCGAGUUAUUCUUGAAAGUGAAAGAACAAGGCUUGUGCAACAUUUAAGGUUUCUGCAAGAUGUUUUGAAGAAUAUACGCAAAGGAAUAGACUGUAGACUAGCGUUAGGCAAAAGAAGUGGAGAGGAACAGAGAGCCUUAGAAGAGAAGCAUAAUGCUAAAAUGAAGGAAUUAAAAACAAAAUGCGUAGAGGAGGGAAGAAAAUUGUUGGAGGACAUGAAAAAGAUGAUUCAAGACGAAGCCGAAGAGAUUUAUGACUACAUGUCUUCAGAUCUUGGAAAGGAUAAAAUAUUAAAUCCACCAGGACACAUGAAUUUAAUGGAUAUCCAGUAUAUCCCAAGCAGGCUCGAGAAAAAGGUCAAAGGGAGAGUAGAGAUGUAUGUUCAGGGUGUAUUGCAUUCAGAAAAAAUCCAAGAAAAGUUUCUAAUACUAAGGAGAAAGGCACUUGAUUUUUAUACUGAAGUUUCUUCCGAUAUUUCUGAAAUAGAAGGAGAAUGGACAAAUAAUUCAGAAGGAGCACACCAUGAGGACUGUCAAGAAGUGUCAAUGGCGCCAUAUAUGACUGGUGUUAUUGCUUCAUCACCACUCUGGAUACCAGCACUAGCGGUCGGUAUUGGCUUGGCCAUUGCUACGCUCGGUGUUGGUUUUGUUGCAUCACCCAUUAUCGCUCCAGUUUUAGUGAUACUUCUUCGGAAAGAAAGAAGACGAAAAAUAAUGGAUAAGGAGUAUGAAAAUUGUAUGCAAACAAUUCGAAGUACAAUAUGUAAUCAUCUUAAAAUUAUGUAUGGUGACGUACUUGAAAAACUUAUUAAAAAGAUUAGUACGGAUAUUCUACCAAGGAAGAUAAGAUCUUUGGAGAAAUUGAUCGAGGAAAGAAAAGUGGAAAUAGAGAUGAGCAUUACCUUAAUAAAACAGAUUGACAGAAGCGGUAAGAACUGA
Molecule: messenger RNA, 1038 nt
Organism: Saccostrea cuccullata (small rock oyster)
Lineage: Eukaryota; Metazoa; Mollusca; Bivalvia; Ostreida; Ostreidae
Exons: 3
Coding region: 1-1038 (345 amino acids)
Source: RefSeq, a predicted model, not a curated record